UGGGCGGCAGCCGCGGGAGACGGCGACAAGGUCGGCGGCGCUGCUUGGUUCGUUCGCUCGCUCUGUUGCUUCGUCACCAGGAGCCGCUGUGUGACAGACGCUCGAGGCAGUCGGGUUCGGUAGCCGGGGCUAGCCAACAGCCGGGCCGAUCCGACGGGCGACGCAAAGAAGCCGCAGCGGCAGCAAGCCGAGUCUUCGGGGCGGCGGGAGGCAGGCGGUUAUCCAACGGGACAGGAAGGAGGCGGCCAUGGCUGAGGCCGGCGUUGGUGCCGAGCCGCCGCCUCCCUUACCGCCACCACUACCGCCUCCAGCCGUACAGAAGGAACUGGUGUACAAUAAGCUGCUACCCUACGGCGACAAGCUAGAAGCCGAGGCCAGCUACCUCCUUUCCCAGAUCAAACUGAACCUCAGCCGCGCUGUUCAGCUUCAGGAGCUUUGGCCCGGCGGCCUCUUCUGGACGAGAAAGCUUUCCACGUAUCUCCGGCUGUAUGGGAGAAAGUUUAGUAAAGAAGAUCAUGUUCUUUUCAUUAAGCUGUUGUAUGAACUAGUAACUAUUCCAAAAUUGGAGAUCAGCAUGAUGCAAGGUUUUGCUCGACUUUUAAUAAACUUGCUGAAAAAAAAAGAACUUUUGUCAAGAGAUGAUUUAGAAUUGCCCUGGAGACCACUUUAUGAAAUGCUGGAACGUAUAUUGUAUUCUAAGACAGAACAUCUUGGAUUAAAUUGGUUUCCAAAUUCAUGUCGACCAGGCUUGUCUUCACCUAAAACAUUUGUGCUUAAUGUUUUACAUAGGUGCUCAGUAGAAAGUGUUUUGAAGACUCUUGUGAAAAAUUGUCGGCUUUAUUUCCCAGAAAGUGCCACAGCAGAGAUGUUAGACGAAUGGCGCCCAUUAAUGUGUCCUUUUGAUGUCACCAUGCAAAAAGCUAUCACUUAUUUUGAACUGUUUCUACCUACCACUCUUCCUCCAGAGUGCCAUCACAAAGGUUUUAAGCUCUGGUUUGAUGAAUUUCUAGGCCUUUGGGUUUCAGUUCAAAAUCUUCCACAAUGGGAAGGGCAUCUGGUCAACCUUUUUGCACGUUUGGCCACUGAUAACAUAGGAUACAUCAACUGGGAUCCCUAUAUUCCAAAGAUAUUUACUAGAAUACUGCGUAGCUUGAAUCUUCCAGUAGGAAGUAAUCAGAUGAUGGUUCCACGAUUCCUAACAAAUGCUUAUGACAUAGGGCAUGCAGUUAUGUGGAUCACAGCUAUGAUGGGUGGACCAAGCAAGCUUGUACAAAAGCAUUUGGCUGGAUUAUUCCAAAGUAUUGCAUCUUUCUAUCAUCCCUCAAAUAAUGGUCGCUGGUUGAAUAAGCUAAUGAAGCUACUUCAGCGUCUACCCAGUAGUAUAGUCAGAAGAUUGCAUCGUGAGCGCUAUAAGAAGACGAGCUGGCUGACUCCUGUGCCUGAUAGCCAUAAGCUUUCUGAUCAGGACAUAACAGAAUUUGUAGAAUGCAUUAUACAACCUGUCCUGCUGGCAAUGUUUAGCAAAACUGGAAGUUUAGAGGCAGCCCAAGCUCUACAGAAUCUUGCACUAAUGCGUCCUGAGUUGGUAAUCCCACCAGUACUUGAAAAAACAUAUCCCGCACUAGAGACAUUAACAGAACCUCAUCAGCUGACAGCUACAUUAAGUUGUGUAAUUGGUGUAGCUCGUAGCCUGGUAUCUGGGGGCAAGUCAUUUCCUGAAGGUCCAACACAUAUGUUGCCUCUGUUGAUGAGAGCAUUGCCUGGUGUGGAUCCAAACGAUUUUAGCAAAUGCAUGAUCACAUUCCAGUUCAUUGCAACAUUUUCUACUCUCGUGCCUUUAGUGGAUUGUUCAUCAGUACUACAAGAGAGAAAUGAUCUCACAGAGGUGGAGAGAGAACUGUGCUCUGCUACUGCUGAAUUUGAAGAUUUUGUACUGCAGUUUAUGGACAGAUGUUUUGGACUCAUAGAAAGCAGCACAUUGGAGCAAACAAGAGAGGAGACUGAAACUGAAAAGAUGACUCAUUUAGAGAGCUUAGUGGAACUAGGACUAUCUUCUACAUACAACACAAUCCUCACACAGUGCUCAAAAGACAUAUUUAAGGUUGCCUUGGAUAAGGUUUUCAAUUUUGCUGUCUCAAAUAUUUUUGAGACAAGAGUGGCUGGUCGAAUGGUGGCUGAUAUGUGCCGAGCUGCAGUGAAAUGCUGUCCAGAGAAGUCUUUGAAGCUUUUUGUACCCCAUUGCUGCAGUGUUAUAACACAUCUCACUCUCAAUGAUGAUGUAUUACAUGAUGAAGAGUUAGAUAAAGAACUCCUCUGGAAUCUUCAACUUUUAUCAGAGAUCACUCGUGUGGAUGGGAAGAGGUUGCUGCCAUACAGGGAGCAGCUUUUGAAGAUUCUGCAACGAACCCUCCAUUUAACCUGUAAGCAGGGUUACAUUCUGUCUUGUAACCUACUGCACCAUCUUCUUCGUUCUACUACACUUAUCUACCCCACAGAAUACUGCAGUGUGCCAGGUGGUUUUGACAAGCCUGUUUCUGAAUACUUUCCUAUCAAGGACUGGGGUAAACCUGGUAAUCUACAGAAACUUGAUAUUCAGUGGCAUGUUCCUUCAGCUGAAGAAGUUGCUUUUUCUUUUGAAUUGUUGGAUACUUUUCUCCAGCCAGAGAUUAACAAACUGGAGCGGUAUUCAGAUGGAAGUCUUGAAAUGUCCAGAGAUGAUGUUCAGCAGUGUCUUACUAUAGUACACAAUUGCCUUAUUGGAUCGGGAAACAUGCUGCCACCUCUGAAAGGAGAAAAAGUGGCUCACAUGGUUCCAAGUCUAGUGUCAUUGGAAGAGAUCAAACUUUUUACAGGUGUUGAAUAUGAUUUGUCGAAAGAGAAUUACAGGGAAAGAAUCUGCAAAGUGACAAGGAAACUCCUACACUUUGUACUUGACAACUCGGAGGAUGAUACUAAGUCUUUGUUCCUAAUCAUUAAGAUCAUUGGGGACCUCUUACAUUUCCAAGGUUCACAUAAGCAUGAGUUUGAUUCACGGUGGAAAAGUUUUAACUUGGUGAAGAAAUCAAUGGAGAAUAGGCUUCAAGGCAAGAAACAGCAUAUUAGAGCACUGCUCAUUGACAGAGUCAUGUUACAGCAUGAGCUAAGAACACUCACUGUUGAAGGCUGUGAAUAUAAAAAAGUACAUCAGAACUUGAUCAGGGACCUUCUUCGUUUAUCUACAAGUUCAUAUGGUCAGGUCAGGAACAAAGCUCAACAAGCAUUCUUCACAGCCUUGGGGACUUACAACUUCUGUUGCAGAGACAUCAUUCCUUUGGUUUUGGAGUUUCUGAGGCCAGAUGGGUACAGUGUCACCCAGCAACAAUUUAAAGGUGCCUUGUAUUGCCUUCUUGGAAAUCAUAGUGGAGUAUGUCUGGCAAAUCUUCAUGAUUGGGACUGCAUUGUCCAAACUUGGCCUGCAAUUGUCUCUUCUGGACUUAGCAAAACAAUGUCUCUGGAAAAGCCUUCCAUAGUUAGACUCUUUGAUGACCUUGCAGAGAAAAUCCAUCGGCAGUAUGAAACAAUAGGACUGGAUUUUACUGUCCCAGAGACAUGUAUUGAAGUUGCAGUUCUCAUGCAGAAGUCAGUGGGUCAAAAUGGUGAAUGUACCAGCCUUAGUUUAGAAGAGAUUGAGCUAGGAAUUCAGCGACAGAAAGAAAGGAAUGCCGAGUCCUCUCAAAAUUAUGAAAAUUUGAUAAAUAAGCUUCUAGAUUGUGUGAAUCAAAGAAAUCUCCCUUGGAAGUUUGAGCACAUUGGCAUUGGUUUCCUGUCCCUACUUUUAAGGGAUGACAGAGUGCUACCUGUAAGAGCCAUAAAUUUUUUUGUGGAAUGUCUAAAUCAUGAUGUCUUGGUGGUUCGCAAGAUGGCAAUCUCUGCUGUGGCUGGCAUCCUUAAGCAGCUGAAAAGGCCCCACAAAAAGAUGCUCAUUUGUCCUUUCCAAAUCAGUGGAUCCCCACAGCCUUCUAAUAUCCAGGCAGGUGACAGAUCUGAUAACCAAUGGCUGCAUUAUGACAGUGCUAAUUUACCAAAGACUAAACAAAAUUGGGAGGCCUGCUGUUUUGUGGAAAAAACACAUUGGGGAUACUACACUUGGCCUCAAAAUAUGGAAAUCUAUGCUUCUGUAGAAGAGCAACCAAAACUUGGGAGGAGUAGAAAGGAACUUUCAGAGGCGGAGCAAGUCAUUUAUGAUCACUUUUCUGAUCCUAAUUUUGUUGAGCAGUUAAUCAAGUUUCUUUCUUUAGAAGACAGAAAAGGAAAAGAUAAAUUUAAUCCACGAAGGUUUUGCCUCUUUAAGGGUCUUUUUAGAAAUUUUGAUGAUACCUUCUUACCUGUAUUGAAACCACACUUAGAACGUCUUGCUGAAGAUUCCCAUGAAAGUCCUCAACGCUGUGUGGCUGAAAUUAUAGCUGGUUUGAUAAGAGGGUCUAAACAUUGGACAUUUGAAAAGGUGGAGAAUCUCUGGAAAGUUCUCUGUCCACUUCUUAGGACAGCUUUAUCCAAUAUUACAGUAGAAACUUACAAUGACUGGGGGACAUGUAUAGCAACAUCAUGUGAGAGCAGAGAUCCCAGGAAAUUGCACUGGUUGUUUGAAUUGUUAUUGGAGUCUCCACUGAAUGGUGAAGGAGGAUCAUUUGUUGAUGCAUGUCGUCUGUAUGUUUUGCAAGGGGGUCUUGCACAACAAGAAUGGCGAGUGCCGGAAUUGCUGCACAGAUUGCUGAAAUACCUAGAGCCUAAGCUCACCCAAGUUUAUAAAAAUGUCAGAGAGAGGAUUGGAAGUGUUUUGACAUACAUCUUCAUGAUAGAUAUUUCUUUACCAAAUACUGCACUAACAAAGUCUCCCCGUGUCCAUGACUUCACUUCUCGAAUACUUGAAAAACUUAAACCUCUUAUGGAAGUGGAUGAAGAAAUUCAGAAUCACGUUUUGGAAGAAAAUGGAAUUGGAGAUGAAGAUGAACGAACUCAGGGCAUUAAACUACUGAAAACUAUUCUAAAGUGGUUGAUGGCAAGUGCAGGGAGAGCUUUUUCUACAGCUGUUACAGAACAGCUUCAGCUUUUGCCAUUGUUUUUCAAGAUUGCACCUGUAGAAAAUGAUCAUAGCUAUGAUGAAUUGAAGAGAGAUGCUAAAAUGUGCUUAUCAUUAAUGUCUCAGGGAUUGCUGUAUCCUCAACAAGUGCCUUUGGUACUUCAGGUGCUAAAACAAAUUGCAAAGAGUAAUUCCUGGCAUGCUAGAUAUACUGUGCUAACCUACCUCCAGACUAUGGUAUUUUAUAAUCUUUUUAUCUUCUUAAACAAUGAAGAAGCUGUGAACAACAUCAGAUGGCUGGUUAUAAAACUAUUAGAAGAUGAACAGCUUGAGGUGAGAGAGAUGGCUGCUACCACUUUGGGUGGUUUGCUCCAGUGCCACUUCCUGGAGAUUGAUAACCCUAUGCAGACUCAUUUUGAGCAGCUCUGUAAAAUGAGACUUCCAAAGAGAAGGAAACGAGACCUCAGUACUGUAGUGGAUACCAUUCCCCCUGCAGAUUUAGUUAAACGUCAUGCUGGCGUGCUUGGACUUAGUGCAUGUAUUUUGUCCAGUCCAUAUGAUGUGCCCACGUGGAUGCCUCAACUUUUGAUGGAUCUUAGUGCGCAUCUGAAUGAUCCUCAGCCUAUUGAGAUGACAGUAAAAAAAACAUUGUCCAAUUUCCGGAGAACUCACCAUGAUAACUGGCAGCAACAUAAGCAACAAUUCACUGAUGACCAGCUGCUUGUCCUUACAGAUCUUUUGGUAUCACCAUGCUAUUAUGCAUAAAAGGGUGAGACUGUGUUGUAAAAUCUGUACCCUUGGGCUAUCUCGGAAUGGUCUUCUUGAUAUCCAGCUUGACAUAGCAAAAUGUCACCUUUCAAACAGUGCCUUGUAAUUUUUAGACUCAUUAAAUGAAACCAAUACUGUCUGGCCUUUUCCUUCCUUCAUAUAAGAAUCUCUUUAGAAUUCUCAUUUAAAAAUAUAAAAUUAAAAAUUAUUACCUUUUUGACUUAAAUUGAAAGAAUAUAAUCAAAUUGGGGCAUGUAUUGAAUAUGGUGUCAAAGACAUUAAAACAUAAUUUUUGCUAUCCCAAAGGUGCCUUUCAAAAGGCAACUGGAUUUUCUUGGGUCUUUUUUCCCCUUGAACACAUUUCACUCCUUGUCCUAGAAGCUCUUCAGUUCUGACUGAAUGGUGGGGGAUAGAAGAAUUUAUAUUCUUUGCUGUCAUCUGGUCCUUAGUACUCUAAGAGUCGUUGAGGGCCACUUGGAGAUUUACUUGUACCCACAGGGUCAUCUGAAUCAGCUUGCAAAUGGGUGUGGAACCUUCUUGGGACUGCUGGAAGGACUGUAUGGUAGAAACCAAGAAAGUCUAGUUGCCUUUUGAAAAGCACCUUUGGGUAACCAUGAUCUGGAUGAUUGAGAAUCUCCAUAGAUAACUUUUGCUAGUUUUCCACUAUAUUAUCUUGAAAUCAGUUUACAUUAACCUUGCAUUAUAUUUAUUUUAUGUGAUGAUAAAAUGGGGUUCACACUAUAUUUACAUUUUA
Notechis scutatus (mainland tiger snake) is the source of this 6581-nucleotide messenger RNA. RefSeq names its product proteasome activator subunit 4 (gene PSME4). Gene Ontology annotation, molecular function: peptidase activator activity; proteasome binding. The record is from RefSeq and is a predicted model, not a curated record. Gene Ontology annotation, biological process: proteasomal ubiquitin-independent protein catabolic process. NCBI's taxonomy places the organism in Eukaryota, Metazoa, Chordata, Lepidosauria, Squamata, Elapidae. Gene Ontology annotation, cellular component: cytosol; spermatoproteasome complex; nucleus.